AUGUCUCUGUUUGGAACAUCGCCAGAGGAGCCCUCUGCGGCACCGGCCCAGAGGUCCAAAUCCUCGCUCUUCGCGGAUGACGACGGCGACGAUAGCUCCUCCACUCCUUGGAAUCAGAACAAUACGGCCAAGCGAACUGCACGGCGCGACCUGGUCCGCACCUUGCUUCCCGCUACCGAUGUCCCCGAGAGCUAUGUCGACGCCUAUGAUCUGAUACUCAAUAGCGGGGAUAGGGUCGGUUCCGGAGUCGGACUGACCUCGAUUAGAGAAAUUCUGUCUAGUAGUGGCCUGACUGCUUCUGAUCAGGGCAAGGUCCUCAAUCUGGUCGUGUCUGGCGACCUAGAAAACUCUGGCGGGCUGGGUCGUGCCGAGUUCAAUGUCUUGCUGGCGCUGGUCGGAUUGGCGCAAGAGGGGGAAGACCUAUCUUUUGAUGCUGUCGAUGACCGUCGCAAGAAGCUUCCCCAGCCUAAGAGCGGCUUCCUUAACCGGCUCCGAACAUCGAAUAACGCGCCCUCCGACCCCGCGGAGGGACGACCAGCUACGCCCCCGCCCCAAGUGACACCGUUACAAGAGCCAAACUCAGCGCGAUCCCGGCGUUCACGACGAGGAUCUUUGGGCCUGGGUGGCGGCUUGGAAUCCGACCCAUGGGCAAGUCCAGAAUUGCACCGUAAUCACAACCACGAAGCUACCACCACCGAAGAGCGAGUCAAGGACGGCUUUGAGCGUGUUGUAAACGGAUUCGGAAGUAUGCGCUCUACAAAUGCAUGGUCUGGUGGUAGAGUGGCGGAGGAGGCCAGACAGAGCGAAGCACCACAACAACAGCAGCAGCAUACAAACGGUCGAACCGAGUCAGCACCGCCCAGCAGCUCCGGCUCUGGGUGGGGAAGCAAUAUCGGUGGGCCACCUGGGAAUGAUACGUUUGUUGCUGGACACGCCCCAGCCCUCGGUGGCUUCGGACCUCCUGGUGACGACCCUGGCGAUAUCGCCCCCCGGCGUCGGUCUCUGGGUCUUUCGCGGCCUACAAACCUACGGGUCGAGGAAACCGUCACGAUAACUCUCCUCCAGGAGAAGGAGGGCAUGUUCAUGUUCCAACAUCGAAACUACGAGGUCAAGUCGCCGCGACGAGGGAGCACAGUUGUGCGUCGGUACAGCGACUUCGUCUGGCUCUUGGAUUGUCUACAGAAGCGAUUCCCCUUCCGACAAUUGCCCCUUCUCCCGCCCAAGCGCGUGUCAGUGAAUGGUACUCAUUUAUCAGCGGAUUCGACUACUUUCCUGGAAAAGCGGCGCCGUGGACUUAUUAGGUUUACCAAUUCUCUCGUUCGACACCCCGUUCUUGGCCAGGAGCAGCUGGUGACUAUGUUCCUGACCGUUCCCACAGAACUAUCCGUAUGGCGCAAGCAGGCCACCAUCUCCGUCCAAGACGAGUUUGUUGAUCGUGCUCUCCCACCUGAUCUGGAGGAUUCUUUGCCCGCCAUUCUCGACGAGACCUUCGAGACUGUCCGCAGCGGCGUUCAAAGGUCUGCGGAAAUCUAUAUCAACCUGUGCACUCUGCUCGAGCGACUGGCCAAACGCAAUGACGGCCUGGCUGCCGAUCAUUUGCGAUUCUCCCUGGCUCUGCAAUCGUUGACCGAGGUCACCAAGGACACUUACUCGAUCGAUACCAAUGAUAUCCCCGCACUGAAUACCGGCAUCACCUCGACCGCCCGACACCUCUCGGCCAGCCAAAGUCUGCUAGAAGACGAGGCACGAGCCUGGUCGGACGGUGUCCUCGAGGACCUGAAACGCCAGCGAGACGUCCUGGUCAGCGUACGGGAGAUGUUUGAUCGGAAGGACCGGUACGCGCGGAACAAUAUUCCGCAGCUCGAACGCCGGAUCGAGGCCAGCGAACGCAAGCUGCAAGAGCUUCGUGCCCGACCAGCCGGAACCGCGAAGCCAGGCGAGAUUGAAAAGGUGGAGGACUCCAUAUUCAAGGACAAAGAGUCAAUCGUGCAGCAGCAUGCGCGAGGCGUGUUCAUCAAGGAGUGCAUCCGCGACGAGCUGAUCCACUUCCAGUCGAGCCAGUAUCACAUCAGCCGUCUGCACCAGGACUGGAGCCAGGAGCGAGUCAAAUAUUCCGAAUUGCAGGCGGAUAACUGGCGACAACUCAGUGAUGAAGUGGAGGGGAUGCCGACCGGAGAGUAG
Molecule: messenger RNA, 2181 nt
Organism: Penicillium atrosanguineum
Lineage: Eukaryota; Fungi; Ascomycota; Eurotiomycetes; Eurotiales; Aspergillaceae
Gene: mvp1
Product: sorting nexin Mvp1
Exons: 5
Coding region: 1-2181 (726 amino acids)
Biological process (GO): retrograde transport, endosome to Golgi; protein targeting to vacuole
Cellular component (GO): endosome
Molecular function (GO): phosphatidylinositol-3-phosphate binding
Source: RefSeq, a predicted model, not a curated record